Diaporthe amygdali is the source of this 563-nucleotide messenger RNA. RefSeq names its product hydroxymethylglutaryl-coenzyme A reductase. The transcript has a single exon. Lineage: Eukaryota; Fungi; Ascomycota; Sordariomycetes; Diaporthales; Diaporthaceae. Gene Ontology annotation, biological process: coenzyme A metabolic process. Gene Ontology annotation, molecular function: hydroxymethylglutaryl-CoA reductase (NADPH) activity. The record is from RefSeq and is a predicted model, not a curated record. The annotation marks the transcript as partial.
AUGCGACCGGCGGUAAUCGGGUCCCAUGUCCAUCUCCUCUGCACCUACCACUGCGGCAGUGCCGCUGGGCAGAACAUGGUCACUAAGGCCACCGCUCAUGCCUGUGAUAUGCUUCGCCAGCAGUAUGAGGGCAAGUUUUUCAUCCGGGACUUUUUCAUUGAGGGCCAGCUGGCCUCUGACAAGAAUGCCUCGUGGGGCAAUGUCAAGACGCCCAGGGGUGUGGAAGUUAUUGUCUGGGGAACAAUCACCAACGACGCUUGUCAGUCAGUGUUUGGAUGCAGCACUGAUCGCCUCUACCUGAUGCACAAGAUUGCGAAGGAAGGGGGGCUCCGGAACGGCCAGUUCGGCUCCAAUAUCAACACCGCAAACAUCCUAGCAGCCAUGUUCGUCGCGACCGGGCAGGAUGCAGGCAGCGUUGCCGAAGCAUCGUGGAGUCAUUUGACUUCUGAGCUAGACAAGGAGACGCAAGACCUGAGGAUGUCCCUUUACUUUCCCUCAAUUCCCGUCGGCACAGUCGGCGGUGGCACUGGGUACGCCACCCAGAAGGAGGCGCUGCAGAUGAU